AGCCAAGCAGUCGCGCAUUAACACUAUUGCCGUGUGCGCUUUCGUAUACGGCGCCGGAUUUUUCUAAUCUCGUAUUAUUUUACGGAACGUGGGGGACAAGAAUAUUGGAGAAGGGGAUUAGAAUAUUUUUACCUGACAUAUAGACAGUCUUCAAUUUCCUUUCAAAGGUCGUCACACGUCCAUCCAUUCGUCGUGAAAGACGGGAGGAGAUUCUAAAGCGAAGUACCAGUGUCAGAGAAAGAGACGAAGAAAAAGGAACGAGGUAGAGGCAGGCAGGCAGGCAGGAAGAUGAAGGGGAUGAUGCUGCCCGCGUUCUUGCUGGGCGUCCUCUUGGUCUCUCGCGUUCAGGCUGUAUCGGAGAGGUUGGAAUUGGCACCAGCUGGAGGAAGAUCUGAACCGCAAGUUGCAACGCUAUGCGAAGUUGGCGAGGUUUACCUGGCACAACACAUGGGCGAACAAGGUAGAUGGGUGUCGUCGACCGAUAAGAAGAGUUGUAUGACGGACAAACUCGAGAUUUUAGAAUAUUGUAAGAAGGCAUAUCCAAAGAGAGACAUCACUAACAUCGUCGAGUCGUCGCAUUAUGUCAGAGUCAGUGGAUGGUGUAAGCCUGGAAGAACUAAAUGUAAAUUGUCGAGAUGGGUUAAACCUUAUAGAUGUCUGGAGGGUCCCUUCCAAAGUGAUGCACUUCUUGUACCAGAGGGAUGUCUUUUCGAUCAUCUACAUAAUCAGACCAAAUGUUGGGAAUCGCACAGGUGGAACGCAACAGCCGCUGAUACCUGCAGAGAACGUAACAUGAAUCUAAGGAGUUUUGCUAUGUUACUACCAUGCGGGAUAUCGCUCUUCUCUGGUGUCGAGUUCGUAUGCUGUCCGAAACGCCUGAAAGAAACUAUAAAGGUCAAGAAACCAAUCGAUUUACCGAUUCCAAAAGGAAUUGACGAUGAUCUCGACGAGGACGAAGAUGAUCUCGAUGACGAAGAUGAUCUCGAUGGUGAAGCCGAUGACGAUAAUGAUUCUGAAAGCGAUCUCGACGAUGUAUUCAGUGAUCAACCUGACGAUGAGGAGAGUGACGAGGAAUAUCUAGACGAUUAUGAUACAACUACGAGCCGACCGUCCACAAUAUUCUCAACGACUGAGAAAAUUAAACAAGAAGCAACGGCAAUGCCUUUACCACUUAGUAGCAGCACGCAACAACCAUCUCAAUCGCAAGGUACACCGGAUCCAUACUUGACUCAUUUUGAUCCACGAUCGGAACAUCAAAGUUACAAACAAGCGCAGAUGAGACUCGAGGAAGUACACAAAGAAAAAGUAACAAAAGUGAUGAAGGAUUGGAGUGACCUAGAAGAAAGGUAUCAAGAUAUAAGAGCUCAUGAUCCAGUUGCUGCUGAUGCUUUCAAACGAUGGAUGACGGCACGAUUCCAAGAAACUGUUGCAGCCUUGGAAGAAAGUGGAGCUGCGGAGAAACAUCAGCUCAGUGCGAUGCAUCAACAACGAGUGCAAGAAGCUGUUAAGCAGAGAAAUGAAGAAGCUAUGUCCUGUUACACUGCUGCUUUGAACGAAACUCCACCAAAUACCCAUCGUAUUCAAAAGUGUUUACAAAAGUUGCUCAGAGCUCUUCACAAGGACCGACACCAUACGAUUGCUCAUUACAAGCAUUUACUUGACAGCAGUUUGGAACAAGCCCAACGUGAAAAACCUGCGACACUGGAACAUCUGGCAGAAAUUGAUAGAAUCACAAAUCAAAGCUUAUUGAUGUUAGAACGAUAUCCUGAUCUGAGUGCAAAAAUCGGGCGUCUAAUGGAUGACUAUGUUUUGGCGCUUCGCAGUAAGGAUGAAACACCAGGUUUAUUGUUAGCAAUGACUCGAGAAGCAGAAGCAGCUAUUUUAGACAAGUAUCAAGCGGACGUGGCUAGCAAACAAGAAGAAAAAGAACAUCAAAAGCAAUUAGAACGUGCACGCAAGGAACAACGUAAGGUUGAACGUGGUGAAUUACGUACGGAACAAGAACAACACGAAGAGAAUGAUUCAGUGAAUGACAAUAAGUAUUCUUCUCAGCAGUCUGAACAGCCGGCACCCGUUGCAACGCUGCAUAAUGAAGGAGUGGUUAGAGCAGCACACAGUAUGACUCAUGAUGUCUCACAUUCUGAACCGGGUUACUCAGUAAGACGUGAACUAUAUCACAAGGAGAGCCGAUCAGUUUACUUUACGCUAGCAUUUGCUGGAAUCGCACUUAUGGCAGCUGCAAUUGUAGCUGUUGCUGUAUUCAAAAGACGUAAUGCGAGAAGCCCACACAGCCAGGGUUUCAUUGAAGUUGAUCAAGCUGCUACACCCGAAGAACGACAUGUAGCCAACAUGCAAAUAAAUGGCUAUGAAAAUCCAACAUAUAAAUAUUUCGAGGUGAAGGAAUAAUUUAAUCAAUUUAAUCGGAACAUCAUUCGCUUUAAAAGCUGGUCUCGAGUAGUCUUUUCCAUAUUAUUAUCUCCGUUUACAAAUGUCAUUAUUAUUUUCGUUAUAAUUUUGAUUUAAUUCUAACAAGCAUGAGGUACUUUCGAAGAAUCCGAUUAUUUAUGCGCUUACAACAUUGUGCUUGCACAGCUAAAAUACUCAUUAAUCUGAAACUAGCUGUCAUAAAUCGUAAUAGGCAGUGAUGUUAAUUCACAUAAUGUAUAGCACAAUAAUAUAUAUGUUGGUGGACCCAUCAAUGGUGUUAUAUGAAAUGGUAAAUUAUAAUUAAGAACUUAUUACGCGGGGAAUUAAUACUAUGACAGUGUGUCGAACCACGAAAACUAUCUAGAUAAGUAUACUCGAUUCAGUGUAUCCAUAUAAUGAUACGGUUUUAAAUGUAUGUGCCAUAUGAAAAAAUGGAUGUCAGAUAUUAGAUGCCUAUCUCUUCGAAAGUUCCUCCUGCUUUUAUUGUUUUUAUUUUGCCAUCAUUAAUAUCGAAGAGAAACUCAGGAAGGGGCAUUGCUCAUGAUAAAGAGUUCACAUUAGUUCUAUCAUCUUGAUGUUCCUUCAAUUUUAUUAACUUAUUAACUUUUCAUCUGAAAGGAUUGCGAAAAGUACCCGAUUGAAAAGAAAUCCUAUAUCUAUUUACUGUUACAACAAUAGAUCUUAAUCAUCACGAGAGGCAACACAUCUUUUCCGUAAUCAAUUAUGCAUUUGGUAACGUGCAUCUGAUCGUGCACUAACUUCUAUAUUUUUUCGCUCUGAUAUUUUUAGAGAUAGAGAAUGGCAAUAAGAUUCUACGAUUCAGUCCUUUUGAAUAAUACUAAUACUAAUAAUAAUAAUAAUAAUAAUAAUAAUAAUAAUAAUAAAAUAAUAAUAAUAAUAAUAAAAUAAUAAUAAUAAUAAAAUAAUAAUAAAAUAAAAUAAUAAUAAUAAUAAUAAUAAUAAUAAUAAUAAUAAUAAAUAUAUAUCAGUAUCUCAAAGUCGUAGCAAUUCCGCAUUGGGUGAUAUAAGCUUCGAUUAAAAUUAAUCGCUUAUGAUUGUGCAAGAGUUACAUGUACGCUACAGAGAAACUCUCAAAAUAUCAGAACAUCAAUCGAUGCACAUAAAAA
Messenger RNA from Vespula pensylvanica (western yellowjacket), 3554 nucleotides. RefSeq names its product amyloid-beta-like protein (gene Appl). Lineage: Eukaryota; Metazoa; Arthropoda; Insecta; Hymenoptera; Vespidae. Bases 289 to 2406 code for a protein of 705 amino acids. Gene Ontology annotation, molecular function: heparin binding; transition metal ion binding. The record is from RefSeq and is a predicted model, not a curated record. The transcript has 16 exons. Gene Ontology annotation, biological process: axonogenesis; central nervous system development. Gene Ontology annotation, cellular component: membrane; neuronal cell body; neuron projection.